AUGUCUGCAAGUUACCAUCCAGCUGCUUUGACUGUUCUGUACCUGCUUGCGGCAUUACUUGGGCUCUAUUUGCUCUUCAUCUUCCUCGCCGUUAUACCGUUCUUCCAAAAGCAGUUCUUGUAUGCUCACAACAUCCACACUCUCCUCUGGAACGACGUCAACAAACCCGAGAAAUGGGGAUUUGCCCCAGGCCAGGUGACGCCAUUCAAACUGACUACCGCCGAUGAGGAGACAAUCUAUGCGUGGCACAUCUUACCGCUCCCGGUAUACUUGAAGAACGAGUCUGCUGUAUCAGGCCAAAAACGUGGCCUGGCAGAGGAUUUUCCUUCCACCGAGUCAUUCCGUCUAUUGAAGGAUGAUCCGGAAGCUCGGCUGGUGCUAUACUUUCACGGGAAUGCGGGCCAUGUCGCGCAAGCCAUUCGCCCAAUGAGCUACCAUGCCCUGACGGACACAUCGUCAUACCAUGUUGUAGCCAUCGACUACCGUGGUUUUGGACACUCGUCUGGAUCGCCCAGUGAGGAAGGCCUCAUUGAAGAUGCGUCGGCACUGGUGGAGUGGGCGACAAAGGUAGCUGGCAUCCCUUCGUCCCGGAUUGUGCUGCUUGGCCAGAGUCUCGGCACGGCUGUAGUCAGUGGAGUCGCGGAGAAGUACUAUUCCAAGGACAUUGAGUUCGCGGGCAUCGUUCUCGUAGCGGGUUUCAGCGACUUGGCCACAAUGCUCAGCGAGUAUCGUAUCGUCGGAGUCGUCCCUGUCCUCGCCCCUUUCCGGUACGUUCCGUGGCUGUUGAGGCUGCUGCACCGGUUUGUCGUCGACAAAUGGAAUUCGGCAGACCGAUUAGGCAAGAUUGUCGACAAAACCCAGACGAGGCUGCGUCUGAGUCUAGUCCACGCCAAGAACGAUAAGGAUAUUCCGUGCACGGAGGAUGACAAGCUCUUCAAGGCAGCUGUCUGCGCAGCGGUGGGGAUCACCGAUGAUAAUGAAUUCUUAAAGUGGAAAGAGGAACGAACAGUUCGUAAGAGCGAGGACGCAUUUGUGACGACGUGGAAAUCCACGCCUAACAUCAUUGUUCGUCAGGAGCUGUUUCCGUACGGAGGUCACAACAACAUCAUGGGAUACGCGCCUGUUUCCCUGGCUAUUAUGAGGUCCUUCGACUUGCACGGGACAGCCUACGCUUAG
Emericellopsis atlantica is the source of this 1176-nucleotide messenger RNA. Its product is annotated as Alpha/Beta hydrolase protein. The coding region runs from base 1 to 1176 and encodes 391 amino acids. NCBI's taxonomy places the organism in Eukaryota, Fungi, Ascomycota, Sordariomycetes, Hypocreales, Bionectriaceae. The transcript has 5 exons. The record is from RefSeq and is a predicted model, not a curated record.